Molecule: messenger RNA, 2079 nt
Organism: Umbelopsis ramanniana AG
Lineage: Eukaryota; Fungi; Mucoromycota; Umbelopsidomycetes; Umbelopsidales; Umbelopsidaceae
Exons: 5
Coding region: 123-1730 (535 amino acids)
Biological process (GO): positive regulation of anaphase-promoting complex-dependent catabolic process; positive regulation of ubiquitin protein ligase activity; anaphase-promoting complex-dependent catabolic process
Cellular component (GO): anaphase-promoting complex
Molecular function (GO): ubiquitin ligase activator activity; anaphase-promoting complex binding; protein binding
Source: RefSeq, a predicted model, not a curated record
ACUGGGAAUAACGAAAUCAGUAUCGAGUAGAAAGCAUUUCCAACGCAUUGCACAAUUUAAGUACACUUUAUACUACGGCAUCCUCGACUGCUAGUCGAGCCUAAUUCGUCAUUACGCCAGCAAUGAGCUCAGAUUAUACGAGUAAGCUACGGUCAGCUUCUCGGAAAACGACUGUUCACACUCGGUCAAUACCAAAAUCAAAGGAACACACUUCCAACGCCUCUAAGCGUCAUAGUGAUGACGACGUUCCUACCAUACCAUCAACGCCGUCAAGACAUUCGUCCGACGAUUCAUCGAGAAUAAUAUCCAUCGACUCCGUCUUUCCUUCUACGCCACCUAGCCGUGUUCGACGAGAGAUAUACGGUGACAGAUUCAUACCGGUUCGCGAUAGGAAUCUCGCAACGGAAUUCAGCUUAAUAGGCGACCAGCGGACACCUUCAAAAGGAAAAAGAAGCAGCAAUGGUAUCGACACAUCACCUCAAAGUGAAAUUGCCAAUCGUAAAUACGAAGCUAUGCUACGAACAGAAUUACUAGGCGAGGAUUUUUCUUUGGACGAUUUGCAGACCUUUUCCGAGGAUUCCCCACGUACCCCACGAAAACUGUUUACUUAUGGACAUAGCCGAUCCAGAAAUGCAGAAGAGAUACCCGUACAGGUGGACUCACCGUACAAAGCGAAAUAUUCCACCAGUCCUAUUGGAGCUGUUGGGCAACGAAUCUUGCAAAGUCCUCAAAAGUUACCACGACAGAUAAGCAGAACGCCUGUGAAAGUCCUUGAUGCACCGGAACUACAAGAUGACUUUUACCUUAACCUGGUGGAUUGGGGCUCAACAGACGUACUUGCUGUCGGUUUAGGGAUGUGCGUAUACCUUUGGAAUGCUACGACAAGCAAAGUUACCAAACUAUGUGACCUUGGACCUGGUGAUUCAGUCACAUCCGUCAAUUGGACUCAGCGCGGAUCGCAUGUUGCUGUUGGUACCAACAAUGGUAGCGUAUUAAUAUGGGACGCCGAAAAGUGUCGAAAAUUGCGGACAAUGAAUGGCCAUACUUCUCGAGUUGGUUCGCUUGCCUGGAAUAACCAAGUGCUUACUUCAGGUGGCCGUGAUCGCGUUAUAUUUCACCGAGAUGUUCGAGUUCCAGCUCAGUACUUUCGAAAAUUGGAUGCACAUACCCAAGAAGUUUGUGGCCUAAAAUGGAACCCAGACGAAAAUAUGUUAGCUUCCGGGGGAAACGACAAUAUGCUCAUGGUUUGGGAUCAUUAUGAGAAUCGAAUUUUACACAAGUUUACCGACCAUACUGCAGCUGUUAAAGCAAUCGCCUGGAACCCUUCGGCACGUGGUGUUCUUGUUAGCGGUGGCGGUACGGCUGACAAGACCAUAAAAUUUUGGAACACUAUGACUGGAAGUCUUUUGCAUUCAUACGACACUGGCUCUCAAGUUUGCAAUAUUUUGUGGUCCAAGACGUCUAACGAAUUGGUUUCAACUCAUGGUUAUGCUCCAAAUGGAGGUACGGGCUCGAAUCAAGUGAUCGUAUGGAAAUACGACAAUAUGCAACGAAUAGCAACCUUGACGGGACAUUCUUAUCGCGUACUAUACCUUUCAAUGAGCCCUGACGGUAAAACUAUCGUUACCGGCGCAGGAGAUGAAACCCUUCGAUUCUGGGACGUAUUCCAAAGCAAUCAAAGCAGCCGCCGCUCAAGCAGGCCAGGCAUUGCAAGGAAUAGUGUACGAUAAAUUCACAUGAUAUGCUAAUAUCAUGGCUGCUUCAUGUGUCUUCCCGUUAUCAUUCUGCAUGGAACCUCUGUUUUUCCGUCUUUAGCUUUUGUCAUUAGCACUUUGUUGUUUCUCAUUCCCUUCAAAUCCCACUCAUUCAACCAUCCAUUCAUUUUUCUUCUUACUUUACAUUCUUGUAAAUUUACAUAUUUUUUUUUCCUUGGUCUUAUGGUGCCUGUCAGUUUCCUUUCACGUAACCAUUGGAUAUAAUACCUUUGUACAGUACAGCGGUUGCUCGCAAUUGCUCCUUUUUCUUUGUUUUCCCUCCAAAUUUUUUUUUUCCAUUGUGUGAGUUUCACUUCCCUUUUCA